Molecule: messenger RNA, 3366 nt
Organism: Vitrella brassicaformis
Lineage: Eukaryota; Vitrellaceae
Source: the annotation of a GenBank genome assembly
CACGAGGGCUCGCAGGGCACUGUUCUGAUGAUCGCUGACUGAACACACUACACCACUGUGCUGACUAUCGAAAAGGAGGCUCUCCACGCUCGCCGAGACCACGCACCGACACCCAGCAACGCACAGAGCGGCCAGGAGGCUUCGGCAUGAUGAGCUGCAUGUAUCGCAUUUUUUGUCCGGCCACCGACGGCCGGAUCCUUUCUUCAUCGACUUCAUCUUCAUCGCCGCUGCCCCGCUCCCGCCCCCUCCCCCUCUCGCUCUCUCUCGUGAUGCUCACGCUCUCUCUCUCAACAACAUCGCUACUGCCCCUGACUUCGGCCCUCCCACUGGUUGGCCGUGGUGUUGUUGGUGGUGGUGUUGGGCCACUCAACCGCAACGGGCGCCGCCCCGCCAUCCCUGAGGACGUCAAGGUGACUGACGGCCUGUGCAACCUCAACAAUCCCUGUGUGCCCACGGCCAACUGCACACUCACCGUGCCUGUGGUGGGCAAGAUGGUGUGCGAGUGUCCCAAGGGUUUCCAGGGUGACGGCAAGAAGGCGGGCACCGGCUGCCAAGACGUGGACGAGUGCAAGGCGGGAACGCACACGUGUGGGUCUGAGAAGGACGGGGCCAUGUGCAAGAACACCGAGGGGUCCUUCGAGUGCGGCUGCCAAAAGGGGUGGGAGAAAGGCAAGGGCGGCAAGUGCUUCGGUGAGUGAACAGCCAGCCAGGGAGGGACGGAGAGGGGUGGAUGGCGAUCGAUUGACGCGGAUGUGGGGUGGGUGGUUCGUUCAGACGUCAACGAGUGCGCCAGUCCUCUGACCAACACGUGCGGUGGCGAUAGUACAUGCACCAACCUACCUGGUACCCGACCAUAAACGCCUCUCUCACCCACGUGCACUUCUCACUCUCUCCAUCGGCUUGAUUGAUACAGGCACGUAUCGGUGCGACUGUGGUGACAAGACGAUGAAGGCGGCGCUCAACGGCACGUGCGUCGACCUCAACGAGUGUGAGGACGAGGACGGCAAGUACAACGCAUGUGCGCAGAAGUGCAAGAACACACUUGGGGGCUUCACCUGCUCGUGCAACGAGGGGUACACACUCAACGCCGACGGCCAUGCAUGUGACGGUGAGCCCGUGAUCGCCCAACUACACAUGGCACAUGGUGGCCCAUGACGGCUGGUGUGUGGCAUGGUGCAGAUAUCGACGAGUGCACCGCGGGGACACACAAGUGCGGUCAGCACAAGUGCGUCAACUCGGUGGGGAGCUACCGCUGCGAGUGCAGUGCCGAAUUGGGAUACCAAGGGGCGGAAGACGGAGUCACCUGCAUCAGUACGCUCUCUCACAGCUUUUCCUGCCGACCGAUCAGACACACAGGAUGGUCUCCAUGUGAUGUGUCUGUAGAUCUGAAUGAGUGCGCCAUGAAUCCCAACAUCUGCGGUCGUGAGAACUGCUGCAUGGACCUGGAGCCCGAGCGGGGCCGCUACAACUGCAGCAGGGCCAUUGCCGUCCCCUCAGCAUCAUCAUCACUCUUCCGCUCACCACUGCAAACAGCAACAGCAGCCACCCACGGCACCGUCUCCGCCCUUGGGGCAGGCGCACCAUCAGCAUCAUGCGUCGGCCUUCUCUGCCCGGCCCAUCAGCGCAUCCAGCAGCAACAGGCAGAGAGAGAAGCCAUGGCUCAGAUGCUCGCGGCUGCCAGUGCCGGUGCCCCUGGUGCUGGUGCCGUGAAGUGCCUGGAGCGAGACGUCGAGUACCAGGGGUGGGACAUCCGGACGACCGACGGCGUCAUGGCAGUGGCCGAUUGCCAGCAGGCGUGCCGGAAGGACCCCGGGUGCGACUUCUUCUCUUACCGUGCCGAAAGGAGCCUGUGUGAGCUCAAGGCCUCCAACGCGGGACGUACACAGAGCGGAGGCGUCGUUUCCGGACCCAAGGUCUGCCCACAGGUUAUGCAGGCCAUGGGCGGAGCACUACCAAGACAAAGUAAGCACCCCUGCACCCCCCUCUCUCCCCCCCAACGCACCACCAUCCCUCCCUCCCUCCCUGUGUGUUGUCUCAUCGUUCCUCAGGGUAUCCCCGCUUUGGCGGUCGUCGCGGCCGUGGCCUUCAGCCUCUUCAGCGCCGGUCAGAGGUGAUGUGGUCGUGUCCUGAGGGCUACAAGUACGCCUCCGACUGGGCGAGAGAGAAGAAGAAAGAGCGGCGGCAGAACUUCGUCGACACCGUGGUCAAGGAGACGUCCGUCCAGGACCUCGGCAGCCUCGCCACCGACAACGUCUUCUCCGACCUUGCCUCAGCCGGGCUGACCGGGCUGAUCAAGGGCAACAAGACGGAGUCGGGCCAGCAGCAGCAGCUAGGCCAGGGUGAGCAGGACGGCACUAGCAGCACUCUCCCCGUUUCGUCAAUGAUGCCCAAGGCGCCUAGCGGUCUGGCGGGUUUCCUAGACUCGUUGCUGGCGAGCGACGUCGAAUUCAGCGAUGUAAGUUGGCCGUGGGAGACGUAGCCGUACGGUACAAUGGAGCACGCAAGCAGUAGACACAGGAAGGAGUAAGCCGUACUGAAAAAACGGGGGGAGCGAGCCAAAGGGGAGGGAUGGAGGGAUGGUUGGUAACCGCAUCCAUUCACGCAUGCACGCACACACACGUCCAUGUGUGCCCGUGAUUUUCUAAGAUGCAUCCAUCCAUCCAUCCGUUUAGUUACACACACUGCAGCACAAGUGGCCAAUUGAUCACCGUCUCUCUCUCUGUCUCUGUCUCUGUCUUGCGUGCAGCUCUCCCAAAUCGCGAACUUGGCGCUCAACAUCGCGGGUAUCGCCGGCGACUACUCCAUCUAAUCCGGCGGACCGGCGCCCCGGCACGAUUCCCAGCGCGUCCACCGCCAUCCAUCGCAUGUUUGUCGUGAGUGAUUCCUUCCUGUGUCCGUCCGUGGGAGUCCUUGCCCGACAGUCGCAGCCCUCCCCGCAAUCGCCGUUUGAGCGUUGGCGUCGUACGAAGGCUGCCCUCGGGUCACCAGAGACUCCCACGAGUGAUAGACGAGAGAUGAGAUGACAUGAGAUAAGACAGAAGGGAAGGCACAUCGAUAUGUUUAUGGGUUUGUCCAUAGGUCUGUAUGUAUGUGUGCAUGUAUGUGUGUGAAUGUAUGUGUGUGUCUGUGUAUGUGUGUAUUGCUUUGAUCGGUCGCUGAGUGCAGAGAAGGUGUCGUAUGUGUGUGCGUCGACUGGACCGUUUUGCCUCCCUUCUUGGCUUGGCUUUUUUCCGUGUUCGUGUUUCAUUGACUGACAGAGACAAGAGAGAGAGUGAGCGAGACGCUACAUACAUAUCGUCGAUCGCAUACAUGUCUGUCUGUAUGUGUACAUGCGCAUGACUGAUGUCUAUCGCUAGCAGGCAGCCC